Molecule: messenger RNA, 1277 nt
Organism: Anarrhichthys ocellatus (wolf-eel)
Lineage: Eukaryota; Metazoa; Chordata; Actinopteri; Perciformes; Anarhichadidae
Gene: agxta
Product: alanine--glyoxylate and serine--pyruvate aminotransferase a
Exons: 11
Coding region: 73-1248 (391 amino acids)
Cellular component (GO): peroxisome
Molecular function (GO): L-alanine:glyoxylate transaminase activity; L-serine:pyruvate transaminase activity
Source: RefSeq, a predicted model, not a curated record
UCAGGCUGUACUUUUACCUGCUUCCACGGCUUUUUGUGGUUUUCACUGCGCCUGUCACGCUUGCUGGCAAACAUGUCGUCCGUCUCCGUCCCACCACCAAAAUGCCUGCAGAAGCCGUUAGUGGUUCCUUAUCGCCACAUGUUUGGACCGGGACCUUCCAAUGUUCCCCCGCGGAUCUUGCAGGCUGGGGCCAAUCCUGUCAUUGGACACAUGCAUCCAGAGAUAUUCGAGAUAAUGAAUGACAUCAAAAGUGGAAUCCAGUACAUGUUCCAGACUCAGAACAAGAUGACUUUUUCUGUGAGCGGCACUGGCCACACCGCGAUGGAGUGUGCCAUCUUCAACACAGUGGAGUCUGGGGAGAGUGUGCUGACCGCGGUCAACGGCAUAUGGGGAGAGAGAGCAGCAGAAAUGGCUGAGAGGAUUGGAGCCAGAGUAAAUACCAUCGUGGCGGCCCCUGGUGGUUUCUUCAUGAAUGAAGAAAUAGAGCAGGCCUUAUCAAAACACCGACCAGUGGUGUUCUUCCUCGCACAUGGAGAGUCUUCUACGGGAGUCCUGCAUCCUUUAAAUGGCAUCGGACAGCUGUGCCAUAAGUAUAACUGCUUGUUUCUCGUCGACUCCGUGGCGUCAGUUGGAGGGGCCCCUCUGUGCAUGGACCAGCUAGAGAUAGACAUCCUAUAUACAGGCUCCCAAAAGGUUUUGAAUGCCCCUCCGGGUACAGCACCCAUCUCCUUCAGUGAAAGAGCAUGCCAGAAAAUAUUCAACCGCAGGACAAAGCCUGUGUCGUUCUUCUUGGAUUUGAGUUGGCUUGCAAACUACUGGGGAUGUGAUGGCAAGCCGUCAAGACUAUAUCAUCACACAGGUCCAGUCACUGCUUUCUAUUCCCUGAGGGAGAGUCUGGCGGUCCUUGUUGAGGAGGGCCUGGAGAAUUCAUGGGAAAGACAUCAGAAAGCAGCAGAGUAUUUCCACAUUGGCCUAGAAAGCAUGGGACUCAAACUUUUUGUCAAAGAAAAAAAAGCAAGGCUCCCCACGGUUACCACUAUUGUUGCUCCUCAUGGAUAUGACUGGAAAGAGAUCACAACCUACAUCAUGAAAACACAUAAUUUAGAGAUUUCCGGAGGGCUUGGACCAUCAGUUGGCUUGGUGCUGCGUGUUGGACUGAUGGGAUGUAACAGCAGCAAGGCCAAUGUUGACAUGGUGCUGGCAGCACUGAAAGACGCUCUGAAACACUGCCACAAGAGCAAAGUGUAACAUGUUACGGUUGGAUGCUGUAAAGAUGA